AUGAAACGCUAUAACACAGCCGGUCAAAGGGUGCAACAAGUUCACAGUAAACAUAUAAGUUUCAAAUUGCUGAUUGGUUUUGGUCCAUACCCCAAUUGUAUUGUGGACAAUAUGGGAGCACCCGAGGUGGAUGUGGACGCACUUAUUUCUUGCCAAUCGUGUCCCGGUCUGGAACCAUUUUUACGAACUUUGUGUGAAUCACAAACUGUUCGCCUGUUUCUAGAUAAUCGCGCUCGUCAGUCACCAGACCCGAAUAUCGAUUUGUUUGAAGCUGUGGCCGCGACUUUACGAGCCAGUGCAAAACCUCAACGGUCCAACAAAUCAACCAGCGAGAACGCUCGCUUUCGAAAUACCGCUGUCCCCAUUGCGGCCACGGUAAACGGGUCAUCACAUUCCGCACCGUACUUCAGGCAGCCGCCUCCGCGUCCGAGAUCAGUUGCACAAUAUCUUUUGGUUAAUUUCGGCAGUGUACAGUGGCUUCGUUCGAAGAAGGUUAAACACCCUGGUGAACCGUACAGCUGGGACGGUUUAUCCGGUCACACAAAACAUAUCUCUGGCAGCAAGAAUUCGUUGACUUCGUAUAAUUGGACACAACGAACGUUGUCGGAUUCCUCGUUCAUAGAAGAAUAUUUGACACCGGAAAAUCGCUCACCGGCCAGUUUGAGCAGUGAACCGUUCCGUGCAAGUUACCGAACACGAGAUCGCGCGGACACACUAAUCCCUCCUCGUGCACCAGCACGACCGAAUCCACCAGCUAUAUCGCCUCAAAUCACACCAACCACGUCCAUUGGUCGAGGAAGUGUGCGUGCUAAUCUCGCGCGACCUCCACGUACAGCCCCUGUCGAUACGGUCGCACUGGUGACAGCAGCCAGCGCGGACUCUUCAGCAACGACAAGUGAAUGGUUCACCGAAUCCUGCCAGAAAACGCCACAUCAAACAAUGCCCGAACCCGUUUUUAAUCGCACUUUGUCUGUCCCAGAAAGUGCUGCCGCCUCUCGAAGACACACUCCUCCGCCGAGACCACCUCCGCCUCGGAUUCCUCUUGGUAACAACAUUCCACCAGAAGACCAACGAACCGAAUUCAUUCAUUCAACAAAAACAACAAUUGCGGACUCGUUAGAAACACAGUGUCACGUGAAUGGAAUUCCAAAUGAGGCCAAUCGUGGGCUACAAAAGGAGAACAGUGUAACUGUGUCACUCCCAGUACACCCACAUUCUACGGCUCUUCCACCAAGAUCCAAACAUUGGUCUCAAUUAUCUGUAAGUGUUCCUGUUCCUCCCUAUCGGUCAGCCUUUUUCUUAUUCGGUCGCACUGUGAACAAACGUUAA
Echinostoma caproni is the source of this 1329-nucleotide messenger RNA. The record is from the annotation of a GenBank genome assembly. Lineage: Eukaryota; Metazoa; Platyhelminthes; Trematoda; Plagiorchiida; Echinostomatidae.